Orbicella faveolata is the source of this 4504-nucleotide messenger RNA. RefSeq lists its product as uncharacterized. The record is from RefSeq and is a predicted model, not a curated record. Gene Ontology annotation, molecular function: protein binding. Lineage: Eukaryota; Metazoa; Cnidaria; Anthozoa; Scleractinia; Merulinidae.
GUUUACUUAUAGAUUUCAUGUUCAAUGUAUAUCCCGAAUAUUAGUGUUGCAUAGGUACAUUUUUUUGCUAUAGGUUUUAGUCAGAAUGGAAAUACAUUGAUGUGGGGACAUUUCUGUGGUCUUUCAGGAUAAAAUUGACAAAUAAAUGUGUGAGUUCAAACAUUUACAGUUGUAAAUUGAGUAAUACCAUGUUGCUGUUACAUAAACUUGCUACAUAAACUGGUUAUGAGAAAAUGAUAAAAAGCUAAACUCCCAUUUAGAUGUUGUUGAGUUGCCAUUCUUCCCUAUUGAAAGGGCAAGUAAAAUUUUUCUGGGGCAAGUAUGUCAUUGGGUAUACUUGCGUGACUGACAACUUGUAGAGAAAUCCAGUAUGGAUCCCUGCAAAAUCACCCCUACUUAUAACUUAGAUGACUAAGGCAACCACAUUGCCUGUUGGAAAUAAUUAUUUACUUAAAUACACAGUUCUUGUUAUGGUUCAUUGAAAAAUACAUUAAAAAAACACUAUGCCUUUUCAAGACAUAGAACUACCAGCCAACAGUGUUUGCAAAAUUCCUUGCACAAGCUUAUGUAAUUCCAAAGGUUGCAUGUAUCUUCUGUUCAGCAGCUUAGUUUUGGUGGGACUCCAUAUCAAAAGAGGGAAGUUGUAUAUUUGAGAAGAAUUUAAACAUAAAAAAAGUUUAAUUACAACUACCUCAUAAAUAAAUAUUGUUAUAUAGAACACUACUAAUAUCAGAGAAUAAAGCAAGUGUUAAGAAAAGCAGUUCACAGCAACAAAUUAUUGUAUAAGAAGUAGUGAAGAGAACUUUAAUCUUACAGAUCAAUACAAACAUUGGCAUCAUCAUCACAUGAGCCAAAAUCAUGCAAGCAUGUGGUUGGCAGAAAGAGUUUUCAAGCAAGUGAAACCUUUUCUUGUGGUUGAAUUUUCAACAUGAUUUUUGGUAUGUGUCAGUGUUCAAAUUUCAUUCACACUUUUCUCACACUUCACUCACAUUGAAGCAUUCUGAUAUUAUCCUAAGUAAAACAUCAAAAUCCGCAAAAAUGUUUCACAAGACAGCUCUGAAAUAACAGAUUUUUAAUCCUAACGCGCCGUAAUAUAAACAGUCCAGAUAUGGUCAUUUGAAACUUUUAAUUUUUACUUGAUUGAAAAAUAAUUGAUGUGACUGGAAAGAGCACCUCAAAAUUAGUGUUUUGGCCAAGUUUCAGAAAGAAAUCUUGAUAGAGGUGAAGCAACAGUCAAUUGAAGAACACUCAGUCUUCAUAUAUUUCCUUGUCUUCGAUUUUUGCUAACCAGGAAUCUGUAGGACUAUUAAGUUACAGUGCUUGUAAUGUCACUGAUAUCUGCGCUGAAUCUGCAGACAUUUUCCACUACGCACAAGCACGCGUUGCGUGCCUAUUUUCACUCGAGAAGGCGGGCAAUGUAAGACUUUGCUCGGGAGCACGGUAAUCGGAAACCGCUAGUUUUCAUUCACCGACGAGACCGCAACGAGAGCUUUUGCUAAUUGUACCAGCUGAAAUACUUAAGAACACUGCAUUUCUGUCGGUGCAAGUGGACUAAGUAUUCCGAAAUAACUCCGCUUCGUUACUCACUUAUUCUAACGAUUCACAUGUGACAUGUACUCACAAGUCUUGAAGGCGCUGCCAUUCACUUGUAAACAAAUGCCUCACUUCAAGGUGAUACUUCCUCGUGCGAUGUUUAGUAAGACAACAGCUUCAACACCAUUCACGUCACUAUUUUUUCGCACCACAGUGUGGUAAAAAAGCAACGUUAUCACACACAACGUGCGAAGCCACUUGAGACGCGCGUUUAUCCGUGACCCCAGGGAAAAGAAGCUUACCUGAUCAUGCGCAAGGGCGAUGGCGGGAAAGAGGUCUGAGAACGAUAGUGUUGAGCUAGUUCCCAGGUUAUUCUCAAACACAAUAAUAUGGCCGCUUCGGCCGCUCUAAAGAAGUUGAAUUUUUCAUCCGACUUCACUGAAGUUUUACAUGUACAUGCGAAAGACUCGACUGAUCGCUUAUUAAAGGGGCUCUUGGUUACGUACAAAAGUGGCAAGUACUGUGAUGUUACUCUGAAAAUCGGUGAAACGCAAAAGCUACGAGCUCAUCGUGUUGUGUUGGCAUCGUUUAGUCGAUACUUUGAGGCCCUUCUUGGAGACAAUUGGGAAGAAGGCAAGAAAGACGAAAUAGAAGUACUUGGUUUAGACGAAGAUGCCGUGAGUGAUUUGAUUGAAUUUGCAUAUUCGGGACAUGUCGACAUCAGUAAAGACAAUGUGCAAACUUUGCUCGAAGCAGCCGAUUAUUUGGGCGUAGAGUUUGUUAAAAAAUCGUGCGAAGAAUUCUUAAAGAAUGCUAUCGAUGAUAGAACAUGCCUGGGCAUAUGGCAGUUGGCAGAUUUUUUUUCUCUUAAAGAGCUUAACGAACUCGCUAAGCGAUAUGCUUUGCGACAUUUUACAGGUGUGUGUGAAAAAGAGGAAUUCCUAUGUCUACCAUACAAACUCCUGACUGAUCUGAUCGCAGAUGAAGGACUCUGUGUUGUGAUUGAUGAAUUGAUUCCAUUUGAAGAAGACAGGGAGAAAAUCGUGUUGCAAGCAGUGUUUCGGUACAUCGAGCAUGAGCUAGACAGCCGAAAGGAACAUCUCCCUGAACUGCUAUCUCUUGUGAGAAUUCCGACUUUAUCAGAGUCGUUCCUAGAGGAAGUUGCUGCAUACGAGCUUGUUCAAAUCUGCUCUGGUGAAGAGAUCUUUGACAGAGCUAGAAAACUAAAAGCAGGCGCUUCCAAGAGCUCCCAGUCAACUGACAUGAAAUGGGCUUCCCCAAGGAAAUUUGCUGAUUAUAGUGCCAUUUGGGGGCGUUGCUUUGCAAUUGGUGGACAAGGACAACCCGAAACUUCGUAUUUCACUGACAAAGAUAUAGUUGAGGAUAUGAAUAAUGAUGUCUAUGUCAAAGGAAUGAAGCUGUGGAUUCAUCAUUGGGUCAGAGGUCCUGUGGUAGGAGCACUUAAGGUCUACUACAGCAACAACACGGAGACAAAGUAUGGUUACAGCACAAAUGAAGCAGAAAUUCAUGAGUUCCACCUAGAGGAAAAUGAGAAGAUUGUCAAAAUUGAUGUUCAAGCUGGCUGGGUUGUUGAUCAACUGACAUUUUACACAAAUAAAAAAGAUGCCCAUGGAAACAAAAGAAAGUUUGGCCCCUAUGGAGGCAAUGGUGGAGGAUUUUACUGCGAGACUCCAGCUGGGUCGUAUGGGUUCUUAGCAGGAGUAGCUGGUGCACAUAUUAAUCAUCAAGGACAGUGGAGUAUAACACAACUUCAAUUUGCAUGGAGGACAUUUGUUUUUCCUGAGGACCCAUCACCCCCAAAAGGCAGAUGCAGAGCUGACGAUAUGCUUGAAGAUUACUACAGUGAUGAAAUGACUUUAGAUGAUGAAUAUCCUGACAUAUACGAUGGUUUUUUGGUUGAUUAUUAUCCUGAUUAAGGUAAUGAAAUGUUGGAAAUCACCAUGCAAAAAUGUAAUUCUCCACUAUAGCUGUGAUCAGAUUGUAUAACCUGGUAGAAAAAACACAUUGUGAUAUGCAUGAAAUAAGGUUUUGAAUCUCACAGUUUAGUCUCUUUCACACAUGUGGUUACACAAUCAUUUUUUCCUCUCACAACGUUUGAUUCCCUGCCCAAAACGUUCCAUCUGGUAACAUACAUGUAGCUCUAAGGUUAUCCAUAGUGAGUUGAAAAAAACAAAGAACCAAUUAAAGAUAUUACACAGAGUUACAUAAUCAAUACAGGACUUGUCAGGUUUUAAACCAGUUGUCUUUGAGUGGGGAAGGAUUGACCACAUGAAAAAAGUGAGGGUGGUGCAUGAAGCCCUGAAUAAAAACUGCAGAGGAAAUGAUAUACAAUGUAGUUUUAAAAUAAUAUAUACAUGUAUUCAUGUACUGAGUACCGGUCAAAUGUAAGUUGACAUUCUCGACUCGAAACUCGAUUCUCAAUACUCGAUGUGUUCAAGAAUCGAGUUUCGAGGCUCGAGUUUGGAGUUUGGAGUAUUGAGUUUCGAGUUUCAAGAUGCUCAAAGAAUUUUUCAAGAAAACGAUUUAUAUCUCGAAUUCAUAACAAUAGAAAUAAACAAUACCGCGCUUCGUGCGGCUUCCUUUAUUCGUGCAAGAGUACAUGUAUUUCAUAUUAACGUCCAAAUCGUUAGUCGGUAUGUUUAUAGGGUAAAUUUUUAAAAAGGAUGCUCAACACUUUUUAUACUUUUAAACUGUUAACUUAAAUUUCAGAUACAGUGUAUAUUAGCAAAGUAAAAAUGGUCUACAUUUACAAGAUUCAGGACUGACAUCCUUUACAUCCACUUUCAGUGUUACGUGCAUAGGUGACAUCUUUCGACCAUCUCUUGACAUUCCAUCUUUCGACAUGCUAUGUAAAUGGUUGAAAUACCGUUUAGCUGUGAAACUAGCAAUUUUUCUGGUUAUUAGCAGAACAAAUGACAGGUAUAUGAUAAUUACUGACCUCAAAUGAAUG